GCCAAAGCCAGACUCGACUCUCGAGCCUCAAUCAAGGGCGCGGAUCAAUGCGGUGCAAGCUCUUCUUCUCCGCACCUAAUACCCGCUCCUGAUCCUCAUCACUCUCUUGGUGACCCUCUGACCCUCGAUCAAAUAUUGCCCACCAUUUCUGCUUCCAAUCAUUCCUCAGCGACAUUCUUUUUCACCCUUUCCUCGCUGCCAGCUUCUUGUUCUUCUAAACUGCCUUUCUUCGCUACUCGCGAAGCUACAACAAGUGAGACUGGAAUUACAUCAAUCCCCUCAAGCACAGAACAACUUUGGUUGCAAGCCCACCACCCUCACGACCCUCUGUCUGGAUACCCUCUCAAACCCCUAAUAAACGUCCUCGGACACAAAAUACACUCAAGAUGCGCCCCGAAGUCGAGCAGGAGCUCGCCCAUACGCUCCUCAUCGAGCUGCUGGCAUAUCAAUUCGCCUCGCCCGUGAGGUGGAUCGAGACACAAGAUGUCAUUCUCGCAGAAAAGACGACGGAGCGGAUUGUCGAAAUCGGCCCUGCGGAUACACUUGGGGUCAUGGCCAAGAGAACUCUGGCCUCCAAGUACGAAGCUUACGAUGCUGCAAAAUCGGUUCAAAGACAAAUUCUCUGCUACAACAAGGAUGCAAAGGAGAUCUACUACGAUGUGGAUCCCGUUGAAGACGAACCUGAGCCCUCAGCUGCUGGCCCAAGUACCUCUGCACCAGCUUCCGCACCAUCCUCGACUUCAGCACCAGUAGCGGCCGCCCCUCCUCCACCCAGCGCUGGACCUGCAGCACAGCUUCCAGAUGCCCCAGUCGGCGCAGUAGAUAUUGUGCGAGCACUCAUCGCUCAAAAACUCAAGAAGCCCCUCUUGGAGAUCCCUCUGAGCAAAGCAAUCAAGGAUCUUGUCGGUGGCAAAUCUACCCUCCAGAACGAAAUAUUAGGAGAUUUGGGCAAGGAAUUUGGUUCCACACCCGAGAAACCAGAAGAUACCCCCCUCGAUGAGCUAGGAGCAUCGAUGCAGGCCACGUUCAAUGGCCAACUUGGAAAGCAAUCCUCCUCUCUCGUCGCAAGAUUAAUCUCCUCGAAAAUGCCAGGAGGCUUCAACAUUACAGCAGCGCGAAAAUACCUUGAGACUAGAUGGGGCCUGGCUUCAGGGAGACAAGACGGAGUUUUGUUGUUGGCUUUGACCAUGGAGCCAGCAGCACGUCUUGGUUCAGAAAAUGAUGCCAAGGCAUAUCUCGACGACGUUUCCCAGAAAUAUGCCACGAAUGUUGGCAUCAGUCUAUCUGCACCAGUCGCCGGUGGUGAUGGAGGUGCUGGAGGAGGAGGGAUGAUGAUGGAUCCGGCCGCCAUUGAUGCUUUGACCAAGGAUCAAAGGGCCCUUUUCAAGCAGCAGUUGGAGCUCUUCGCAAGGUAUUUGAAGAUGGACCUUCGCGCUGGCGACAAAGCCUUCAUUGGAUCGCAAGAGUCAUCAAAAGCCCUGCAAGCGCAAUUAGAUCUUUGGAACGUAGAACAUGGAGAAGUUUACGCUGCUGGUAUCGAGCCGAGUUUCAGCGCACUCAAGGCUCGAGUCUACGAUUCGUCCUGGAAUUGGGCUCGCCAAGAUGCUUUGACAAUGUACUACGACAUCAUUUUCGGCCGUUUGAAGGCUGUUGAUCGAGAAAUUGUAAGCCAGUGUAUUCGAAUCAUGAAUCGAUCGAAUCCUACACUCCUCGACUUCAUGCAGUACCAUAUCGACAACUGCCCAACUGAGCGAGGUGAGACCUAUGCUCUCGCCAAGGAGCUCGGUCAACAGCUCAUCGAGAACUGCAAAGAAGUCUUGGGGACAGCGCCUGCCUACAAGGAUGUUUCGAUACCAACCGGACCUCAUACCAGCAUCGAUGCACGCGGAAACUUGGACUAUGCUGAAGUUCCAAGAACUAGCGUCCGAAAACUCGAGCAUUAUGUUCGGGAAAUGGCUGAUGGCGGCAAGAUUUCUGAAUACGGCAACCGCACGAAGGUCCAGAAUGACCUGAGCCGCAUCUACAAACUCAUUAAGCAACAACAUAAGCUUUCGAAGUCUUCUCAACUGCAGAUCAAGGCACUCUAUGGCGAUGUCAUCCGAUCACUCGCAAUGAGCGAAGGCCAGAUCAUUCCAAAGGAGAACGGUAAUGGAAAGCUUAACGGCGCUGCCAAGAAGAGUGCCGUUCGCACCGGACCUGUGAAGACUGGCAAGGUCGAGACGAUCCCUUUCUUGCACUUGAAGAGAAAGGAUGAGCACGGUUGGGAAUACAGCAAAAAGCUCACUGGUAUCUACCUCGAUGGUCUAGAGCAGGCUGCCAAAUCCGGCGUCACGUUCCAGGGCAAGAAUGCUUUGAUGACCGGUGCGGGUGCUGGCUCAAUUGGCGCGGAAGUUCUUCAAGGCCUGAUCAGUGGUGGUGCAAAGGUGGUUGUUACCACCAGCCGUUUCUCACGCGAGGUUACCGAGUACUACCAAUCAAUGUACUCUCGCUACGGUUCUCGAGGCUCUCAACUCAUUGUCGUUCCCUUCAAUCAAGGUAGUAAACAGGAUGUUGAGGCUUUGAUCAACUAUAUCUACGAUCCCAAGAAGGGUCUUGGGUGGGAUCUUGACUUCGUUGUCCCUUUUGCUGCUAUCCCUGAAAAUGGUCGCGAGAUCGACAGCAUAGAUUCUAAAUCCGAACUUGCUCAUCGCAUCAUGUUGACCAACCUUCUGCGUCUCCUUGGUUGCAUCAAAACACAAAAGGCUGAACGAGGCUUCGAAACUCGACCUGCACAAGUCGUUCUACCUCUGUCGCCCAAUCACGGUACUUUCGGAAAUGACGGUCUCUAUUCCGAGUCCAAGCUGGCUCUCGAGACCUUGUUCAAUCGAUGGCACUCAGAAAGCUGGGGCAAUUUCCUCACUAUCUGCGGUGCUGUCAUUGGUUGGACUCGUGGUACUGGUCUCAUGUCUGGCAAUAACAUUGUUGCUGAAGGUGUCGAGGCUUAUGGUGUGCGUACAUUCUCUCAGACAGAGAUGGCUUUCAACUUGCUUGGGCUCAUGUCACCAACCAUCGUCGACCUUUGCCAAUCCGAGCCUGUGUUUGCCGAUCUUAACGGUGGACUUCAAUUCAUCCCAGACCUCAACAAUUUGAUGUGGAAGCUCAGAAAGGACAUCAUGGAGACCAGUGAGGUCAGACAGGCCGUCACGAAGGAGACCGCAAUUGAGAACAAGAUUGUCAAUGGUGAGGAUAGCGAGGCACUCUACAAGAAGGUCACAAUCGAGCCUCGUGCCAACAUCAAGUUCGAGUUCCCUCCGCUUCCAAACUGGAAGAAAGAGGUCGAGCCUCUCAACGAAAACCUCAAGGGUAUGGUUGAUCUCGAGAAGGUGGUCGUCGUGACCGGUUUCGCUGAAGUUGGGCCUUGGGGUAACUCUCGUACUCGAUGGGAAAUGGAAGCAUACGGCAAGUUCUCACUUGAGGGUUGUGUCGAGAUGGCCUGGAUCAUGGGUCUCAUCAAGAAUCACAAUGGACCUAUCAAGGGGAAGCAAUACGCCGGUUGGGUGGAUGCCAAAUCCGGAGAACCUGUCGAUGACAAGGACAUCAAAGCCAAGUAUGAAAAGCACGUUCUUGAGCACUCUGGUAUUCGUCUCAUCGAGCCUGAGCUCUUCAAGGGCUACGACCCCAACAAGAAGCAGAUGCUUCAAGAGGUCGUGAUCGAAGAAGAUCUCGAGCCAUUCGAGACCUCAAAAGAGACCGCCGAGGAGUUCAGACGCGAGCAUGGCGACAAAGCAGAGAUCUUCGAGAUUCCAGAAUCCGGCGAAUACAUUGUGAGAAUGAAGAAGGGAGCCACACUUAUGAUCCCCAAAGCACUUCGAUUCGAUCGUCUCGUUGCCGGACAAAUUCCAACUGGUUGGAAUGCUAAGCACUACGGUAUUCCUGACGAUAUUAUCUCGCAAGUGGAUCCAGUCACACUGUUCGUUCUUGUCUGCACUGUUGAAUCAUUAUUGGCGUCUGGUAUCACAGAUCCAUAUGAGUUUUACAAGUAUGUCCACAUCUCCGAAGUCGGUAACUGCAUUGGUUCCGGUAUUGGCGGUACUUCGGCUUUGAGAGGCAUGUACAAGGAUCGCUUCUUGGAUAAGCCUCUUCAGAAGGAUAUUCUCCAAGAGUCCUUCAUCAACACCAUGAGCGCUUGGGUUAACAUGCUACUUCUCUCGUCGACUGGUCCAAUCAAGACUCCUGUUGGUGCCUGCGCAACUGCAGUUGAGUCCGCUGACAUUGGCUAUGAAACCAUUAUGGAGGGCAAGGCUCGUGUCUGCUUUAUUGGUGGUUUCGACGACUUCCAAGAAGAAGGGUCAUACGAAUUUGCCAACAUGAAGGCAACCAGCAACGCUGUCGAUGAGUUUGCCCACGGGCGCACGCCUAAGGAAAUGUCACGACCGACUACCACAACCAGAAGUGGGUUUAUGGAGUCGCAAGGGUGUGGUAUUCAAGUCAUUAUGACUGCCAGACUUGCUCUUGAUAUGGGCGUUCCCAUCUACGGUAUCCUCGGUUUGACGUCGACUGCUACCGAUAAGAUUGGCCGAUCCGUACCCGCACCUGGUCAAGGUGUUCUCACGACUGCUCGUGAGAAUGCUGGCAAGUUCCCAUCGCCUCUUCUCGACAUCAAGUACCGUCGCCGACAAAUUGAACUCCGAAAGAAGAACAUCAAGCAAUGGCAAGAGUCAGAGCUGGAGUAUCUUCACGAAGAGAUUGCCGCCAUGAAGGCUCAGGGCCAACAAUUCAACGAAUCAGAGUAUGCUCAAGAUCGUGCCAUGCACAUUGAGCGUGAGGCUGCACGCCAAGAGAGUGAUGCUCUGAAUAGCCUAGGCAACAACUUCUGGAAGAAAGAUUCAACUAUUGCACCUCUUCGUGGAGCUCUUGCCACUUGGGGCCUUACAAUCGAUGACCUUGAUGUUGCGUCGUUCCACGGCACUUCUACAGUGGCCAACGACAAGAAUGAGUCUUCCGUCGUUUGCCAACAACUAAAACAUCUCGGCCGAAAGAAGGGUAACGCUGUUAUGGGUAUCUUCCAGAAAUACCUUACAGGUCAUCCAAAGGGUGCUGCGGGUGCCUGGAUGAUGAACGGCUGCUUGCAAGUCCUCAACACUGGCUUGGUGCCGGGCAACAGAAAUGCCGACAAUGUCGAUCAAGUCAUGGAGCAAUUCGACUACAUUGUGUACCCAAGUCGAAGCAUCCAAACCGACGGCGUCAAAGCUUUCUCUGUUACGUCGUUCGGUUUCGGUCAAAAGGGUACUCAGGCAAUUGGUAUUCACCCCAAGUACCUCUUUGCCACUCUUGAUGAAGCUACCUAUGCUUCUUACUGCGCCAAGGUUGAGUCACGACAAAAGAAGGCAUACAGAUAUUUCCAUAAUGGAUUGAUCACAAACACCUUGUUCGUCGCAAAGACUCACGCACCGUACUCUGACGAGCAGCAAGGAGCAGUCUUCCUCAACCCAGAUGCUCGUGUCUCCAUCGACAAGAAGUCUUCAGCUCUUACCUAUGCCCCCAACUUCUCAAAGAAAGCCAGCAAUAAGGAGAAGACCGAUAGCACCAAGCAAAUGGUGGAGUCCUUGGCCAAGGGGGCUGCCACAGCCAACAACAAGGUCGGAGUUGAUGUUGAGGACAUCUCUGCCAUCAACAUUGAAAACGACACCUUCUUGGAACGCAACUUCACCGACAAAGAACGGGCGUACUGCCUCAAGGCACCACAUCCGCAUGCUUCCUUUGCUGGGAAGUGGAGUGCUAAGGAAGCUGUGUUCAAGUCACUUGGUGUGGGAAGUAAGGGAGCCGGUGCACCAUUGAAGGAGAUUGAAAUCACCAACAACGAGAAGGGUGCACCAAUUGUCACUCUCCACGGUGAAGCCGCAGCAACAGCAAAGAAAGCCGGCGUAAAGGAAAUCAGUAUUUCGAUCUCACAUUCCGAUUCCCAGGCUAUUGCUAUCGCUGUUUCUACUUUUUAGACUUCUUGUCUUCUUGUACAAUGACGGGGGUUUGCAUUACCUUGCACCGCCCCGAUGGGGAUAUACCGGCGCUUCUCGCAUGAAGAUUCUUGUUUGUGAUUUGUUAAUGGAAAGAUUAGAAGGUGCUUAUUUAUGUUUGUACGAAUGUUACAGAGACUGAAUAAGCGUGAAAGUCUGUUGCUCCUCGAGUCGAGGCAAAGUAAAUAGGUGAAAAUGGCAUUUGUUAGACUAGAUCAUUCUGUUCCAUUCCCAUCUUAAGUCUUCACCUUUCCCCUCUGACAAACCUCACCAAGAAAUGGAGGGGUCACGGGGCGUUGUUGUAUUUCUAUGCACAGCAUGAUUGUAUUGGACAACCCAGCUUAAAAUAGUGACCGAUAUCAAUGAGACCUCUGAGAUAAUUCAAAGCGCA
Molecule: messenger RNA, 6384 nt
Organism: Hyaloscypha bicolor E
Lineage: Eukaryota; Fungi; Ascomycota; Leotiomycetes; Helotiales; Hyaloscyphaceae
Product: fatty acid synthase-like protein
Exons: 3
Coding region: 387-5975 (1862 amino acids)
Biological process (GO): long-chain fatty acid biosynthetic process
Cellular component (GO): fatty acid synthase complex
Molecular function (GO): magnesium ion binding; 3-oxoacyl-[acyl-carrier-protein] synthase activity; fatty acid synthase activity
Source: RefSeq, a predicted model, not a curated record